Porites evermanni is the source of this 3387-nucleotide messenger RNA. The record is from the annotation of a GenBank genome assembly. NCBI's taxonomy places the organism in Eukaryota, Metazoa, Cnidaria, Anthozoa, Scleractinia, Poritidae.
AUGAAGUAUCUAUUCUUUUCGGUGCGUACCGCUAACAAGUUUUUGAGCCUGGCAAAAAUACAACAUGGCGGAUUUGUGACAAGAGCUCUUAAAAAUCGUCUUGUGUCAAAUCAGCGAUUAGAAAUGACUAUUUAUAACCUGUACAUAUUUGAUCGUAAUGGUACGUGCCUUUACUAUGAGUCUUGGAACAGAAGAAAGGAGUCAAACCUGUCAAAGGAUGAGGUAUUCGAGUUGUUUGUCCCUGAUACUUGUAUGUUGUAUGUAACCUACCUUGUAUCACUUUGUAAUGUGGGAGUAAUUUCUUAUUGUGCAUUCUUAAAGCUUUAAAACGGGGUGGCCUUCGUGUGCCACCCUAACAGGUAAAUUUGGUCCAUCUGAAAGUGACAGCGGAAUACCCUGAAUAUUUUCUAUGAACCACCAUACCUUCAUAUAUAUGUGGCAUUCUUGUGACUUGACAAGCAAUGUUGGCAUUUUUAUACCCACUAGAGUCAUUUGCACUUACCAACACUGAAUGUAGGUGGUUGGUACAGUCUUGGUGCCAUCCUUGGAAGGUCCAGGUAGAGGGUAUAGGGGGUGCUGUGUGGAUCCUUUCUUAAUAAAGCCAUCAGUGACCUAGCCUGUUCCAUGCUCUUAGAUAGUGGGGAUGGCAUGUAAGCAGGGGCACCCAACGAGAAUAUAGUUCAAAACCACUUAAACAUAGCAUUGUUAAACGUAUUUUAGUAUUUAAACGGUAGAUAUAGGCAUAUUUUUAUCCCCUAAAAAUUUUUCAUCUGUUCAGAUUUCCUAGCUGAAAGUCUAGUGAUCCGAAAAUUAAAGAUUUUCGAAAAUCCUAGGAGAGGCAGGCAGGCAAGAAAUUUUACGACAAAUGUUCCGAAAAUUCUAGAACUCAAAUUGUCUUCUGAACAGAUAUUUUCCAAAAAUUGACAUUGGGUGGCCCUGAUGUAAGUGAAAGGCACGUGAAAAUUGGAGUGCGUGAUCUGGGAAUAAGGAGGCGGUGGCUGGAAAAAGGAAGGGAGAGGCCAUUAUAAGAAAUUAUUACAGGCUCUACCGUCCUUCUUCUCCCCAGUUCCUCUAAUUAAUAUUUCGAGUUCAUGCUUUCUCAUGCAGACCUGACUAUCUCAGAACCUGGAACAGGCUAUCAGGGUCCAGUUGUUUUAUUCAAAAGGUGGAUAACGCUAUCCUCUGAAUAUAUCUCUAUUCAGUGGAUAACACAAUCAGUUUUCCUAAUAUUAUCGACUGCUGGACAGUGUUUUACCCACUGGAUAGUGCUAUUUAUUUUCAACCAACCAGCCCAGAUCAUUGUUACAUCUUUUUAGUGGUUAAAAACUGAAGCUGCUGCAACAUUUAUGGGAUACAAGUUUCUUUUUUUCCUUUUAGGAAUUCAAGCUUAUGUAUGGUAUGCUGUAUUCAAUCAAGUCAUUUGUGGCUCGAAUGUCUCCAGCAGAAUCGUAUCCUUACAAUUUGUAAUUAACCUGUAACAUGCUUAUAUGUCAUUAUCUGUUUGUUUUUUGAAUGCUCUCUUUCAUUCAAAAAGACAUUACUUCGUGGGAAGUUGUUUUUUCUUUUGCAGGAUUUCCCAUUCAUCAUAAACCCACCCAACACUUUAGAUAAAAAUGGACUAGAAGAUUAAACCCUCAGCUACUCUGGAAGUUUCCAGGAAAUUGAUGCAUUUUGAUUUCAGUAAUAUUGAUUACACCAUGAGCUCUCAUCCAAUAAGAUAGCCUACACAACAGGCAUUAUUAAGAGCACUCACCCGGCAGGGUUUGGGGGUGUGAGUGGGAAGUGCAUGAGGACCAUAAAAUAAUGGUGCCUGUUGUACAGGCUACCAAUCUGCCAGUCUGUUGAUGUUAUCUUUCUUUACGUGACUGAAAUAGUGAAACAAGUUACUGUAAAAUGCAUAACAAAUUAACUGGUAGUGAAAAAAACAAUGUAACCAGAUAUGGAAACUUGUGUAUUAUUAGAAAUGAAAUUUAUUUAUUAGUUUAUUAGACUGAAAAACGCUGCUCUUCACCUGUUUCACUGUUCAGAAAAAAUAGUAAAGAACACUGCUAGGCUAGAAAAGAGGAAACGGCGAGUUAUCUAACCUCUACUACAAAGUUUUUUGUAGUACAAAGUUUUUUGUAGUUUUUUUUUUUCUUUCCUGAGUAGUUUUUUUUUUCUUUCCUGAGAUAGCAGGCUAGCAGACUAAUUUCAUUUCUAAUAUUAUUUUACCCUUGAUUCAAACACAGAAAAGAAGGCUUUCUGAAUUACAGAACAAGCAAAUACAAACUACAUUUCUACGAAACACCAACUGGUCUUAAAUUUAUUCUGAACACAGAUUUGAACGUGGGAAGCACAAAAGAUGUUCUCUUUAAUAUCUACAGCAAGGUAUGUAAUGCCCUGUGUUUGUGGAAGAUUGUUAAGCCUCCGAGAGGGGUGGGGUACUUCCUAGUAAUAGGUUAAUUUGUAGCUCCAGAAAAUAUUCAUACUCCCCCCAUGGAAGGGAUUGGAAAUUCCUGGGGGGUGGGGGGUUCUCAAAGGCCCAAAAAUUCAAGUAGAUGUAUGAAGCUUGACUGGAAUUUCCUGAGAGGUAGGGGCUCUAACAAAAAGUCUCUUCCGUGGGGAAGGUAUGGAUAAUUUUUGGAACCACACAAUUUGGGAGGUGCUGUUAGAUGGGCUCACAUUUUCAACCUGAACAAAGCACAUUAACGGUCAUUCCACCCAUGAUACAUGUACUACAGUCAAGCCAGGUCAAGCUCCCCCCCAAGAUUCCAUUAAUAAAUUUAGUUGAAUCCGUUGGAAGUCGUAGAUUUCAGAUUCAACUCUUCAUUCUUGUACGCGUAAUGAGCCGUGAAUUCACACGUGAGGUAGUUUUGAAAUUUUUACCAGCUCAGUUUCCUGAAUUGACGUAAACGUCUUCAAAGCAAUUUUAUUGUGGGGAGAGAAGAAAUACGAGCUCCCCUAGAAACGCCUGCGUGGGAGGUUACCAAAGUGUAAGCGAAUAGGAGGUUUUUAAGUUUUUAUGUUCAUGUUUAUGCAUAUGACGUGACUGUUCCCUCUAAUGUACUAAAGCUGCUGGAAUGUGUUUUGUGUAAUCAGUGAGUACCUAGCAUGGGAUUUAAGCAUUGGUGAUGUGACAGCUUGAAAUAUGUCUUCUUUAUUUUGCAGGCUACUGCAGACUAGGAACUUAAAAAGCUUACUGCAGCACUAGAUUAGACACAAGCCCCAUUCCAAAUUUUUUUGGUCAAUCAAUGCUAAACACGUUUGGGCUUUUUAUCCUUCUCUCUUUAGAUUUAUGUCGAAUAUGUGGUAAAAAAUCCACUUUGUCGCCUGGAUGAACCCAUUCAAAGCGAGCUGUUUGCUUCCAAGUUGGAUACGUUUAUCCGAAGUUUGCCCAUCUACAACUGA